Molecule: messenger RNA, 1677 nt
Organism: Dendrobium catenatum
Lineage: Eukaryota; Viridiplantae; Streptophyta; Magnoliopsida; Asparagales; Orchidaceae
Exons: 3
Coding region: 159-1340 (393 amino acids)
Molecular function (GO): protein binding
Source: RefSeq, a predicted model, not a curated record
UCGUGACCCACAUUUCCCUUUGAAGCCCUUAGUUCCAGGAAAAUUAAAAUUUGCUUUUCUGUCGUUAAAUUUUCUUGAAAAUUUUCAAACAAAAUUUUGACCCGUUCCCUUUCAGUCCCAAUUGAAGCUAUAUUAUUUUUGGAGAUAGGAUAUCUGAGAUGGCGGGAGAGAAAGCGAAGCUCCUCUGCAGCUUCGGCGGCGAUUUCGUGAGUCAGCAGGGGAAGGCGUUCUACGUUGGGGGCAAGACCCGCUUGGUCUCAAUGGAUAGGUCGGCAAGCUUUCGAACGCUGCUCUCAAAGAUGUCAGAGAUCUGCGACGCUGAUCCAGGGUUGAUUGAUCUCAGAUUCCAGCUUCCGGAUGUCGGUCUCGACUCCCGCCUGAUUUCCAUUGAGAAUGACGACGACGUGCGGAAUAUGAUGGAGGAGUUUGAUUCUAACAGGAAAAUUCCAAUUUUUAUGUUCAUAGAAAAGACACAAAAUACUGAUGAUGAGAAUAUCGCGGUCACCGAGGUUGGCAUGCAGCCGCUGCAAGCUGCAGGCAUGGAUGCCGUGAGAGAAGUGGCACUAAUUGCAGCUGAGGAUCAACUUGAUAGUCAGAAUGGGCCUAGCAGUUCUGCAAUAUCUUCAAGAAGAGAUUAUGUCAGAAAUUCAUCUAUUGGGCCAAGCAUGUCAGUGGAGAUUUUCCGACAAAACUCACAAUCACUGGUGGUUGGUCAGGAAUAUGAAGAUGUGCAGACAUUCAGGAAUUCACUGACAAGUGCAGCUAUUGCUGCAAAUUUUGAGCUUCAUAUGAUUCGGUCAGAUCAGCGCCGUGUCACUGCCAGGUGUGCUGCAGAAGGUUGCAUAUGGCGUGUUCAUGCAUCAAAACUCCCUCAUGUAAGCAUAUUCCGGAUAAGAACCCUGACCCCUGAGCACUCCUGCAUUAGAUCGGAAGAUGGUGGACAUCGACAAGCUACGGCAAAAUGGAUUGCCAAUUGCAUUAGAGACAAGCUCAGGAAUAAUCUGAACUAUAGGCCAAGGGAGAUUCUAAAUGAUAUACACAGGGAAUAUGGAGUUCUUAUCACAUACAAACGAGCUUUUCUCGGUCGAGAGAAGGCUCUUGAAGAGCUACGUGCAGAACCAGCUAGGAAUUUGAGUCCCAUUGAACAUGACUAUGAGUCUAUGAUCGAUAGCAGCCAUUCAGAUGCUUCAGCUUGGGGCGAGAUCCAUGAUCCUCCAAGAAAGAGACUGGUUAUAAGGGUUCGAGAUAAUAAGGAAGUGCGAGCACUGCACUGCACCAGGUGCAAUGAAAUUGGGCAUAACAGGAGAACUUGUAUUGUGCAGGAACCAACGCAAGGCUAGGCAUUGCCUUAUGAUUGUUCUCACAGUCCUUUUCCAUCAUGUGGUUACUGCAUUGAGCACUGGAUAGAUUUAUGGUUAUGGCAGUUCUUCCCUGAUCCCUUAGUUUUUGGUAAGUGGUCAUGCCUAUGCAUAUUUGAACUGACGGAUGAAAAGUUUUUAGCAUUCCUUUUCCCUGUAUUAGUUUUCAAGUUUUUCUGAGGAAAUCUAAGUUGUCAUGCUGCCUAUGAUGUACAUAUUAAGAGACUUAUCUAGAAAUUAUAUAUAUGAGAAUGCAGAAUUUUGUCAGCUCUCAGAUUUGUAUUUUCUCAAUAACAUAAAAUUUAUAAGCCUUUUGCAA